CCAAAAAACGCAAACCUAUCUUGUCGGUUUGCCCCCGUUGGUCAGAACCUUUUGAACCGGGGAAUUUGUUCACGUCAUGUUUAGUUUGGGGAGCCUCCCAAAAUACUUUCAUUUCCAGCAUCAGAGCGUUUUUACUUCAAUCCAUUUGUAUCGUCUUUCACCAAAAACUGAAAAUGAAGCACGUCUUUAUUUUUCUCUUUUUGCUGCUGUGUGUUCGUGGGCACGGAUAUGUUGAUGCGGUGAGUGUGUCAGUGAUGGAAGGAGAUUCAGUCACUCUAUACACUGAUGUUGAAACAAUCCAACAAGAAGAGAUAAGAUGGUAUUUUAAUGACAUUCACAUCGCUGCAAUCAGUGGAGAUCCCGAUAAGACCUGUACAGAUGUUCAGUGUGAAGCUGGUAAUGAGAGAUUCAGAGACAGACUGAAGCUGGAUCAUCAGUCUGGAUCUCUGACCAUCACAAACAUCACAAACACAGACUCUGGACUUUAUAAACUACAGAUCAACAGCAGCAGCGACAGUCUUCUUCAGCUCUUCAAUGUUUCUGUUUAUUAUGCUCCUCAACGACAGAAAAUGAAGACAGUGAAGGAGGGAGAUUCUGUCACUUUAGAUCCUGGUGUAGUAAAAAAAACUAAUUAUUUGAUGAAAUGGGUCUUUAAUGACGUUCGCAUCGCUGAAAUCAAUGGAGAUCUCAGUUUUAUCUGUACAGAUGUUCAGUGUUUAUAUGCGGAUGUCAGAUUCAAAGGCAGACUGAAACUGAAUCAUAUGACUGGAUCUCUGACCAUCACAAACACCAGAACCACCGACUCUGGACUUUAUUAUCUGCUGAUAACCACCAUCCGAUUCAACAUCAUAAAGAGCUUUAUUGUUAAUGUCACUGGUUAUGUUGAUGCAGUGAGUGUGUCAGUGAUGGAAGGAGAUUCAGUCACUCUAUACACUGAUGUUGAAACAAUCAAACAAGAAGAGAUCAGAUGGUAUUUUAAUGACAUUCGCAUUGCUCAAAUCACAGAAGAUCUCAGUUUUAUCUGUACGGAUGUUCAGUGUAAAUAUAGUGAUGAGAGAUUCAGAGACAGACUGAAGCUGGAUCAUCAGACUGGAUCUCUGACCAUCAGGAACAUCACAAACACAGACUCUGGACUUUAUCAUAAACAAGUCAUCAGCGUCAGCAACAUCAAUGACGGCAUCUUCAGUGUUACCGUCUAUGAUGUUCCUGCUGCUGAACGAGAUGAAAUUAAGAGAAAGUCAAUAAAGGAGGGAGAAUCUGUCACUUUAGAUCCUGGUGAAACUAAAAGCCCAAAUGAUGUGAUGACGUGGUACUUUAAUGACAUUCUCAUCGCUGAAAUCCCUGGAGAUCAGAGUAAGAUCUGUACAGAUGAUCAGUGUGAUGAGAGAUUCAGAGACAGACUGAAGCUGGAUCAUCAGACUGGAUCUCUGACCAUCACUAACAUCACAAACACAGACUCUGGAAUUUAUCAUUUACAGAUCAACAGCAGCAGAAUCAGCAUCAUAAAGAGCUUCAGUGUCACUGUCCCUAAUUCAGGUCUGUCUUCAGCGGCUGUAGCAGGAAUAGUAGUCCUAUGUGUUGGUGUAGCUGCAGUUGUUGCUGCUGGUGUGAUUUACUAUCGCAAACGUCAAGCAGGACAACAUAACAAUGUUACAGACAUGGUGAUGCAGUUCAGUAGUCAGAUGGAAAAAGACCCCAAUGAUGACUCCUGCCAAUGAAUCUGACUGAACCUGAGCUGCACGAGGUAAAUUAAAUGUUGGCUUUGGUGAUCACAUCACUCAAGGGCUACAAGUGGAAGAAAUCAGAAAAACCAUAAAGCAAGCAAAAGUGAAGAAGUGUCGCCGAACAAAGAAGAAAACUGGAACAUCAGCACCAUAUGGACUUCAAAUUGAGAACUGUAAUAAAAUUGAUGCGGAAACAGGAAACAUUGAAUAAAAGAAUAAUGAAACUGAUAAAAGAGAUGUCUGACUAUAACAGGAUCAGUCUGGAGCUUCAAUCAUUAACAGCUUACUUGAAUCAUUACAAAUGAUCAGAAAAAGAAG
Molecule: messenger RNA, 2042 nt
Organism: Carassius gibelio (silver crucian carp)
Lineage: Eukaryota; Metazoa; Chordata; Actinopteri; Cypriniformes; Cyprinidae
Product: carcinoembryonic antigen-related cell adhesion molecule 1
Exons: 9
Coding region: 174-1718 (514 amino acids)
Source: RefSeq, a predicted model, not a curated record